Messenger RNA from Serinus canaria (Common canary), 1529 nucleotides. Its product is annotated as translation initiation factor IF-2-like. The record is from RefSeq and is a predicted model, not a curated record. The transcript is spliced from 2 exons. NCBI's taxonomy places the organism in Eukaryota, Metazoa, Chordata, Aves, Passeriformes, Fringillidae. Bases 1 to 924 code for a protein of 307 amino acids.
AUGUUCUCAAGGGCUCCGGUGUGGUGGGUCCCUGGUGUGAUGGGAGCUGUGACAGCCCUGCCAAUCCAUGUCCAUCAAGGGGUGGACUUGCUUGUCCUGAGGGUGCUGCUGUCUCUGCUUGCAGUAUCCUUGUGCCCUGCAGCUGGAGCCCUGAUUCCUUGCCAGGGGCAGUUUGGGUGGGCUCUCCCCUGCCGAGGAGGGCAAUGCCUCUGCCAGGUGCUUGUGGCCGAGCUGUCCCCUGGGUGCUGGGGCCCCUUGGGCCCUGGGGUUGAUCCCUCAGGGGCUGUAGGAACUCUGCCAUGGCCCUUGCCUUCAGCUUGGCCUUUUUCUGCUCCCUUCUUGCAUUCCCCUGCUGUGCCUUUGUGCCCAAGUGCUGCAGGUCCUUCUUGUGCCCCUCCUGCAGCUCCCUCAGUGCCUGUGGGUGCUCAUCCUCUGACAGCUCCCAAGCUUUCUGCAAAACCAUUUCUUUCUCCAGUGAUCCCAACCAAAUCCUUAAAAGAUAAUGUCCAUUCUAAAAUGUAUAAUCCACAUUUCCCAUAUUUUUUGUCUGCUUCCUCCCUGUGCUCAGGGUCCCCUCCCCAGCCCGUAUCCCAGAGCCAGUCCCUGUCCUGCCGCAGUGUCCAAAGGCGCCCCCCGGCGGGCAGGGCCGGCAGCUCCACGGGCCCGGGCAGCGGCCGGGGCGUCCCGCAGCCUCCUGGGGGCCGGGGGCCACUGCUGGCCCUGCCCGGGGCUGGUGGGGUCAGGCAGCGCCCGGCGCUGAGCCCCGGCUGCCCCACAGCCCCGGCCCGGCCCCACAGCUCCCCACAGGCCCCCAGCCCGUGCUCCCGGUCCCGCACCUCUGUGCCUGGUGCUGCCGCUGCCCACCACAGAGAAACCCUUGAAAUCCUGACCUCCUUGAUUUCCUGCCCUGGAAACUGGGCAUAGAAUGGAUCUGGAUCAACUGGCAAAUGUUGAGACUAAGACCCUUCUGAAAAACAUCCCAAUCCUCAGUAUUUUUCUCUUCCUUCUCCUUUCCAUCAUCGUUUGUCAUUGAUUCCUCCUUCUUCUUCUUGCCUUAUCCAUAUUCCUGCACACUCCCCUUCACGCAAUCCCUUUCCAGCACACCAACACCAUCCAACCCCUGUUGUCUAAAUCCCUUCUCCACUUCCCUUAUUGCCCUCCUGGGUGUCCAUGUCCUUAAUUACCUCUUGGAGAAUGUGCAAACUGCCUCAACAUUCUCCCGUUCCUCUGAAGGGACCCUUCAGAGAUAUUUUGGGAUCAUCAUCCCUUUGGCCAGGACCCCUUCCCAGCUUUCCCUUUUCUCCCCUCCAUGGGUGCCCUGCCAUGUUCACUCCCCGAAGAUCCCACUGCACUCACUGAUGAGAUUUUCAGAGCUCUCUCCCUGCUGACUCUUCAGACCCCCCCGAUGUGUCACUCAUCUGUCUCCUGGUCACUCUCGGGUACCCAAUCAAUCCCCGGUGCUGCUGCCACCCAAGGGAGCCGAUCCCCCAAACUGGGUGGGGCACCUUCAGCUGCACUCACUGCCUGCC